CUAAUUAGAUAGCUCUCUAUAUAUCGGCUAGAAUUAAAAAGAGUAGUGAUUUGAGAGAAAGAAUGGAGUCUGAGAAAGAUUUGAUGAAACCCUUGAAUGAAGGAGGAGAUCAGUUGAAAAAUGGAGGGAGUACAGAUUAUAAUAUGAACUGGAUGAGCAGAAUGAGAGCAGAUUUCAUUCAAAGGUUGCCUGACAAAGUUAAAUCAUGUGGGAUUAUUGAUCCUGAAAAUCUUAUCAAUCUUGAUCUUUCCGCUGCUAAAGGGUUCAUUAAUCAAGGUGAGAAAGAUUACUACGAAAGACAAUUUGCCACAUUGAAGUCGUUUGAGGAAGUCGACUCGCUUGUUUCGUCCAAUGUAAUUGACGAAGAACUUGAUCGUCAAGAACUAUCACAAAAUGAAAGAGCAAUGAACAUUUCCAAUUGGGCUAAUGUCUUCCUCCUCGCGUUUAAGAUUUAUGCCACAGUCCAAAGUGGCUCAUUGGCCAUUGCAGCGUCUACUCUCGACUCUUUGCUCGAUCUCAUGGCGGGUGGGAUACUAUGGUUUACUCAUUUAUCGAUGAAAAGCAUAAAUAUUUACAAAUAUCCUAUUGGUAAACUGCGUGUUCAACCGGUAGGCAUCAUCAUCUUCGCUGCAAUAAUGGCCACUCUUGGGUUUCAAGUGCUGGUACAAGCUGUAGAACAACUGAUUAAAGACGACCCUUCGGAAAAGAUGAAUUCCAGUCAAUUGAUGUGGUUGUACAUCAUCAUGCUCACUGCAACUGGGGUGAAACUUGUUCUUUGGAUUUAUUGCAGAAGCUCCGGCAACAAGAUUGUCCGUGCCUAUGCUAAGGACCAUUAUUUCGAUGUGGUGACAAAUGUCGUCGGAUUGGUCGCUGCUGUUCUCGGUGAUAGAUUUUACUGGUGGAUCGAUCCAGUUGGCGCUAUUGCCUUAGCUGUCUACACUAUCACUAAUUGGUCCGGAACAGUGCUUGAGAAUGCAGUUUCACUAGUUGGACAAUCGGCUCCACCAGAAGUACUGCAGAAACUUACAUAUCUUGUUCUGAGGCACGACUCGAAGAUCAAGCGCGUUGAUACAGUUCGUGCUUACACCUUUGGUGUUCUUUACUUCGUUGAGGUUGAUAUAGAGCUCCCGGAAGAUUUGCGGUUGAUAGAAGCGCAUGCAAUCGGAGAAUCACUGCAGAUAAAGAUUGAAGAACUUCCGGAAGUUGAAAGGGCAUUUGUUCAUCUUGAUUACGAGUGUGAUCACAAGCCCGAACAUACGGUCCUCAAUAAACUUCCAAAUAGUGACCCCUAACUAAAUAAGUUUACUUGUACUGCAAAUUAUGAUGAUAACUUAUUAUUAAUGUUAUGAUUCAGAAAUUUGAAAGAGGUUAAUAGCAUGUAAUUGGAGUUGAACAAACUUAAUUAAUGACAUCAUGCAUGUAGAUGUCUGAAAUUUGGAAAAUGACUUGGGUAGUCUUUGUAUAAGUUUUGGGAAAUAUAUAUAUAUAUUAUGAGUUUACUUACUUGUACUAUAGCUAUUUAUAUAAAUAUCGUUUCAUUGAUUUGUAAACGGUCGAGCAAAAUUACAAAAAAUCGAAUAUCACGCCCUUUUUGCUCAAAAUAGCUGAAA
Messenger RNA from Erythranthe guttata (spotted monkey flower), 1610 nucleotides. RefSeq names its product Cation efflux family protein. Gene Ontology annotation, biological process: monoatomic cation transport; transmembrane transport. Gene Ontology annotation, molecular function: manganese ion transmembrane transporter activity. The record is from RefSeq and is a predicted model, not a curated record. NCBI's taxonomy places the organism in Eukaryota, Viridiplantae, Streptophyta, Magnoliopsida, Lamiales, Phrymaceae. Gene Ontology annotation, cellular component: membrane.